Cervus elaphus (red deer) is the source of this 2671-nucleotide messenger RNA. RefSeq names its product suppressor of cytokine signaling 3 (gene SOCS3). The coding region runs from base 303 to 992 and encodes 229 amino acids. The transcript is spliced from 2 exons. Gene Ontology annotation, cellular component: phosphatidylinositol 3-kinase complex. NCBI's taxonomy places the organism in Eukaryota, Metazoa, Chordata, Mammalia, Artiodactyla, Cervidae. The record is from RefSeq and is a predicted model, not a curated record. Gene Ontology annotation, molecular function: 1-phosphatidylinositol-3-kinase regulator activity. Gene Ontology annotation, biological process: intracellular signal transduction; phosphatidylinositol phosphate biosynthetic process.
CACCCCCCACCGCCCGGCCGGCCCGGGGGCGCGCUGGGGGCAGGGCGGGCGCCCCGGCGAAGCCCGAGGGACGCGCGCGCGAGGCCCCUUUGUGGACUUCGCGGCUGCCAACAUCUGGACGCAAGGCGGGCCACCCACCGCUGGCCGCCGUGCCUUGGGGACCGUAGGAGGCGCAGCCCCGAAGCCAGAGACUUCGGUUUGGGACCAGCCCCCCGGGAUGCGGUAGCGGCCGCUGUGCGGAGGCCGCCGAGCAGCUGCAGCCGCCGCCGCCGCCGCGCAGAUCCACGCUGGCUCCGUGCGCCAUGGUCACCCACAGCAAGUUUCCCGCCGCCGGGAUGAGCCGCCCCCUGGACACCAGCCUGCGCCUCAAGACCUUCAGCUCCAAGAGCGAGUACCAGCUGGUGGUGAACGCAGUGCGCAAACUGCAGGAGAGUGGCUUUUACUGGAGCACCGUGACGGGCGGCGAAGCGAACUUGCUGCUGAGCGCCGAGCCCGCGGGCACCUUCCUCAUCCGCGACAGCUCGGACCAGCGCCACUUCUUCACCCUCAGCGUCAAGACCCAGUCGGGGACCAAGAACCUGCGCAUCCAGUGCGAGGGGGGCAGCUUCUCUCUGCAGAGCGACCCCCGGAGCACGCAGCCCGUGCCCCGCUUCGACUGCGUGCUCAAACUGGUGCAUCACUACAUGCCCGCCGCCGGCGCCCCCUCGUUCUCCUCGCCCCCCGCUGAACCCUCCUCCUCGCCCUCCUCGGAGGUGCCUGAGCAGGCACCGGCCCAGCCCCUCCCCGGGAGCCCCCCCAGGAGAGCCUAUUACAUCUACUCGGGGGGCGAGAAGAUCCCUCUGGUGUUGAGCCGUCCCCUCUCCUCCAACGUGGCCACUCUCCAACAUCUCUGUCGGAAGACCGUCAAUGGCCACCUGGACUCCUACGAGAAAGUCACCCAGCUGCCUGGGCCCAUUCGGGAGUUCCUGGACCAGUACGAUGCCCCGCUUUAGGGAGCAGAGGGGGCAGGGGUAGGGCGAGGGGGCCUGGGUCCCCUCUCCUCCAUGGCACAAGCACAAGAAUCCAGCCGUGAGAGUCCUGCAGCUCCCAGGGGAGCCAGGGGGCGGGGAGCCCCCUCCCGCCAGCCCUCCCCCCGCAGAACAGGGCGGGCGGCACCUGGAAUGUGUUUGAGGGGAGGCGGAGAGCCACCGGAGCGCACCUCCCCGCCUCCAGCGUCUCCGGAGGAGCCAGCUGGCCCAGGGGGACCACAGCAAGGACCGCAGUGGAUUCUCUGUCCUCUCCCGCCUCCUCCACCCCGCUGCGCUUCCAAACGGGGGACACCGCGGGGCGUGUUGAACUGUGAGAACUGCCGGGGAAUCUUCGAACUUUCCAACGGAACUUGUUUGUUCUUUGAUUUGGUUUAAAACAGAGCUUUAAACCUCAGCGGGUUGAGAGCCUGGAAAAGGGUGGAGGGGAGAGAGAGAGGGGGGGAGGGAGAGGGUGCCUCGGGGGCCCAGGGCUGCAGGCUGGCCAAGGAAAUGGUCACUCCCCCCUCUCCUCUCAGGUCAGGAGGGGCGGCUGCCUGCUCCACCUCUGGCUCUGGGGAGAAGGGUGACCCUAAGGGGACCUUUCCACUCCCCCCUCUUCCUGCCCCUCAGAUGGCCACCAGAAACACAGGUCCUAGAGUCCAUCUAGUGCCUAAGAGCCCAGGGCCCUUCUCCCGUUUUAAGGGGGGAGUGGCAUUGGGGGCGGGGAAUGGAUGGGCCCGUCAGUAGUUCUGAACCCACCCCUGCUCUACCUUUCAGCACCUGGAGGGGUGGGGCUGGAGGAGAUGGAGAUGAGCCACCUUUGACCCCAGACAGAGACGAGGGGGCAUUCUAUUUUAUGCCCCCUGAGUAGAUCUGGCUAGGAGAUUUGCCUUAAAUGCUCCCUGUCCCAUGGAUAGGGACUGGCACAGAAGAAGCCACACACUCAGCCAACCCCAGCAGAGGCCAAGGGAUCCUCAGAGGGCGCCCAGCAGCCACUCAGCAUUUGGUGGUGGAGGUCGGAGAUGAUGGGGGGAGGCGGCAGAGAUCCGCGCGGCUGGAAAGCCGAGCGCAGGAGGAAUGCCAUCCAGCCCAGUGGGUACUGGCCGCUGGUGGGACCUGGGCUCUGGUCUGAGGCAGAGCCACUGGGCCCCCCCGGCCCCUGCAGAGACAGCCCUCCCUCCUCACUUUGGGGGACUGGCACCGGCAGGAAGUCAUCAAGAGGCCCCGCCACCCAGCUGCUCGAGCUCUGCAAUAGCACUGAUAGUGAAAACUUGGAGGAAUGUAGCAGCGAUGGAAUUACCUGGAACUGUUCUUUUUUGGGGAAAACCAAACACAGACGUUUUCUGUGUCAGGUAUUGGGCUGGAUGGGUCAGCUGUGUGUUGGGGUGUUUUGUUUUGUUUUGUUUUUCUUGUUAUUUUGUUUGGAUUUUGUUUUUGUUUUUUAAUAAUGUUUACAAUCUGCCUCAAUCACUCUGUCUUUUAUAAAGAUUCCACCUCCAGUCCUCUCCCCUCCCCCUACCCAGGCCUUCGAGGCUGAUAGGAGAUGCUUGAAGAACUCAACAAAAAUACCAAUCCAAAUCAAACUUUGCACAUAUUUAUAUUUAUAUUCAAAAAAGAAACAUUUCAGUAAUUUAUAAUAAAGAGCACUAUUUUUUAAUGAAAAA